This is a messenger RNA of Pungitius pungitius (ninespine stickleback), 2869 nucleotides long. RefSeq names its product Rho guanine nucleotide exchange factor (GEF) 16 (gene arhgef16). Lineage: Eukaryota; Metazoa; Chordata; Actinopteri; Perciformes; Gasterosteidae. Bases 259 to 2361 code for a protein of 700 amino acids. The transcript has 15 exons. Gene Ontology annotation, molecular function: guanyl-nucleotide exchange factor activity; protein binding. Gene Ontology annotation, biological process: activation of GTPase activity. The record is from RefSeq and is a predicted model, not a curated record.
UAAUAGGCGCCUUCGGACUGAGGAGGAAGUGAGUGGCUGAUAAGGACUAUGUGACCGAGCGGAGCGGAGGAGGACGCGUCUGGAGCCGGAGUUGCACCGAUCAGCAGCCCCCCUGAAAACGAGCCGCCGUACUCAGGUGUGAGCUGCUUUAAUACGCAGGCUGGUGUUCGUAAGGUCACCUCACGCAGACCCGUUCAAUGUUGUAGGUGGUGGAGAACUCCGUAAAACCCGGGGCUGAGGCGACGCUGGGAGGACACUAUGUCCCGCGGCCAGUCGGACAGCCACGUGGGCGACCAGGCCCCUAUGACUCUGGAGAACCACUUCUCCACAGAACUCCAUAUAUCUGAGCCCGGCGAUGACUGCUGGCAGCUACAAAGCCCCCCCGCGACCCGACCGGAGGCCGCUACACUCCAGCAAGAUGUUGCAGAAGGGCUGGCUGUGCCUCAGAAGGUGGUUUUGAGCACCCUGAGUCCAGCGGCGAGGAAAGUUGGCACCCAACAGCUCAUUCCCAAGAAUCUAUCCAGCCGGCCUAAACCGCGCCACCACACCACCGUGGUGACGUUCCCAGUGGGGCUGGAGAACUCCAGCAGUGCGACCCGCAGCCGUCACUCGACACAGGGGCCAGAUGUGUCCUGGGAGGAUUACGACAGUGAUGGAGACGGCUUCUCUCUGAGGAGGAACGGCAGGAACAAGUCCUACAGAGCGGCCGUGACCAGCCUGGACAUUGACGCCAUGGUGACGGGACGAGGGUCUGCGGCCACGCUGAAACCCGUCCGCGAGGGCCGAGCAGCCAGUCCCGGUCCAGCUCGCACCCCUGGACGCAAGCGAACCCUGGGGAGAAAGAGGAACCAGAAUCAACGCGGGUCCUUCAAAGAUGCCACUCCGUGCCUCUACCAGGAGAUCCGUGAGCGAGGGCUGCACUCCACCAACCAGGAUGAGCUGCUGGACGACUUUGUGGUGGUGGAGGCCCCUGUGGUGGAGGACCAAGGCAUCGUGGUGAAGAGCUACCGGCCGGUGCAGCUCACCUGGAGCCAGCUGCCACAGGUGAAGGACACCGGUAUCCUGACACUCAUCACCCCUCAGGAGAGAAAGAGACAAGAGGCCAUUUUUGAGAUCAUCACAUCGGAGCAUUCGUACCUGCACAGCCUGGGCAUCCUGGUGCGUUACUUCAAGAGCAGCGACGCUCUGAAGAAAACCAUGAGCGCCGUGGAGUACCACCACCUCUUCUCCAACAUCUCUGUCAUUCAGCAGGUCAGCAAACGCUUUUUUGAGGACCUGGAACGGCGUCACUAUGACAACCCAGUGAUCCGGGACAUCAGCGACAUUGUUCAGAACCACGCCGCCCACCACUUUGAGCCCUACAUUGUCUACUGCUCAAACGAGACCUUCCAGCAGAGGACCUUGCAGAAGCUGCUGACCACUAACGCUGCGUUCAAGGAGACCCUGAAGCAGAUUGAGGGGAGCAGUGACUGUGGAGGCCUGCCCAUGAUCUCUUUCCUGAUCCUUCCCAUGCAGAGGGUGACCAGACUCCCGCUGCUGCUGGAUACCAUUUGCCAGAAAACUCCAAAUACGGCGGCGGAGUACUUUGCCGCUGUUUGGGCUCUGCACGCCAUCAGCAAGUUGGUCACCAGCUGCAAUGACGGGGCUCAGCGGAUGGAGAGGACGGAGCAGAUGUACACCAUCCAGAAACAGAUGGAUUUUGGUAAAAUCAAGCCAUUUCCUCUGGUGUCGUCAUCACGGUGGUUGAAGAAGCGCGGUGAGCUGGCCUUGAGCACCGAAGAGCUCAGCAUCUGGAGGGCUUUCAGCAACAAGAGCUACUACCUGUUCCUCUUCAAUGACGUGCUGAUCGUCACCAAGAAGAAGAGUGAGGAGAGCUUUGUGGUGAUGGACUACGCCACUUUGGAGAAUGUGGAGGUGGAGGUCGCUGAGGAUGUAGAAGGACGAACGACUUCGCCUGUGAAGAACAGCUACUUUCUUUCCUUCAAGCUGCAGAUGAGCAAGAACAGUGAGGGGAAAGCGGAGCAGAUCAGUCUGGUGGCCGAGUCCAGGGUGGACCGGGCACGCUGGAUAGUUGCUCUUACUGAACACAAGCAGGAGGGAGUCUUUCCUUCUAAAGGCGGUCUGCCACAAUAUGAAGCCACCAAAGCCUACAUGCCAAAAGAACCAGAUGAGUUGGGUCUGCAGCAGGCGGAGCUUGUCAUUGUGAUGCAGAAAGAGGAAGCCUGGUGCUACGGUGAAAGAAUGCGAGACGGAGAGACAGGCUGGUUUCCUGCUGCCUGUGCAGCAGAGAUCACCAACCCCACGGCCAUCGAGAACAACGUGCAACGCAUGAAGCGCCUGCGCAAAGAGACCAAUGUUUGAGUGACUCUCAGCAUGUACAGGAUAACACCCUGAUGUAUACAACGAGGUGUCCAACGCAAUUAAAUAUACCAAAUCUAACUUGAAGGGCUACUUGCUUUAUUAAAUUAGCUUCAGGCCUAGGUUAAUACAUAUGAAAGCAGAUUUGCUUUAAAGAGUCAAGAAGUUGCAUGUUUCUAUUUAUCCUGGUUUUAAAAAAUGAUUUUUUACAAAUGCUGUACAUUAUGAACAUUUAUUGAAUUUGGUGAUUGUAUAUGGGAAAAUAAAGUCUAGUUGAUCACUUGAAGUAUAAAGAAAACACCCAAGACUUUUCCUGGUUUCUGGACUUUUAUUUGAGCUUGCAUUUUGUUAAAAUGUUUGAUUACAUAAAAAGUUAUUUAAAAAUGUCAAACUGACCAUUUAUCAAAUUCCAUUUCUGUAAAAACUUAGGACAGAUUUAGAAAAACGUUUGUAGCUGUCACAUAAAAAUAAUGGGAAAAAAAACAAGUCUGCAUAGAUUCUGCAGGCAAUU